UAUAUCCUUACCCCUCUUUUGCCUGCGUGCUGUGUUUGCUCUCUCCUUCAGUUUCUUUGUCUCUCUUUAUAAAUAAGUAGGAAACUUCUUUAGAUCAGAGAGCAAAGGGGCAGGAGAAAAACUAUCUUCUUAAGGUUUUAUUUGUGCCAACAUAGAAGUGCUUUGUGGUAGGCCAUCUGGACCGGGAGGAUUUCCUCAGAAUGUAAAGUAUGUCGUAAGAUUUAGAGAGCUGGGAUUUGCUCUGGAACUAUCUGGGAAGGCAGCAGGAAACGUAGACAGAACUGGUUUAUAUUGCUUGUAACGUAGGUGGCAAGAAUGGAAGACAGCUUGCCUGGUCUCGCUUCUGUGUGUGGUUCCUCUACACUUACGAACUUCUGCGCUGAUGAUAGUAUUUCUGCUGCAAGUACUUCUGAUGUUCAAGAUCGCCUCUCAGCUCUUGAGUUACGAGUUCAACAACAAGAAGAUGAAAUCACUGUGCUGAAGGCAGCUUUGGCUGAUGUUUUGAGGCGUCUUGCAAUCUCUGAAGAUCAUGUAGCCUCAGUGAAAAAAUCAGUCCCAAGUAAAGGCCAGCCAGGCCUUCGAGAAGCUAUUUCCAUGUCCUGUAUAACGAAUGGGAGUGGUGCAAGCAGAAAACCAAGUCACACCAGCUCUGUCUCAAUUGCAAGAAAAGAAACUCUUUCAUCUGCUGCUAAAAGUGGUACAGAAAAAAAGAAAGAAAAACCACAAGGACAGAGAGAAAAAAAAGAGGAAUCUCACUCUAAUGAUCAAAGUCCACAAAUUCGAGCAUCACCUUCUCCCCAGCCCUCUUCACAGCCUCUCCAAAUACACAGACAAACUCAAGAAAGCAAGAAUUCUACUCCCACCAAAAGCAUUAAACGACCACCAACAGCUGAAAAGUCACAUAAUUCAUGGGAAAAUUCAGAUGAUAGCCGUAAUAAAUUAUUGAGGGCAGUUUCAACAUCAAAAUUAAUAUCAAAAGUUAUAAAAAAUACAGACAAGCAUAAAGAUGUCAUCAUCAACCAAGAAGGAGAAUAUGUUAAAAUGUUUAUGCGAGGUCGGCCAAUUACGAUGUUCAUUCCUUCUGAUGUUGACAACUAUGACGACAUCAGAACAGAACUGCCUCCUGAGAAGCUCAAACUAGAGUGGGCAUACGGUUAUCGAGGAAAGGACUGUCGCGCUAAUGUUUACCUUCUUCCUACCGGGGAAAUUGUUUAUUUCAUAGCAUCAGUAGUAGUACUAUUUAAUUAUGAGGAGAGAACUCAACGACACUACCUGGGUCAUACAGACUGUGUGAAAUGCCUUGCUAUACAUCCUGACAAAAUUAGGAUUGCAACUGGACAGAUAGCUGGAGUGGAUAAGGAUGGAAGGCCCCUGCAACCCCAUGUCAGAGUGUGGGAUUCAGUUAGUCUAUCUACACUGCAAAUUAUUGGACUUGGAACUUUCGAACGUGGAGUAGGAUGCCUGGAUUUUUCGAAAGCUGAUUCAGGUGUUCAUUUAUGUGUUAUUGAUGACUCCAAUGAGCAUAUGCUUACUGUAUGGGAUUGGCAGAAAAAAUCAAAAGGAGCAGAAAUAAAGACAACAAAUGAAGUUGUUUUGGCUGUGGAAUUCCAUCCAACAGAUGCAAAUACCAUAAUAACAUGUGGUAAAUCUCAUAUUUUUUUUUGGACCUGGAGUGGUAAUUCACUAGCAAGAAAACAGGGAAUUUUUGGGAAAUACGAUAAACCAAAGUUUGUGCAGUGUUUAGCAUUCUUGGGGAAUGGAGAUGUUCUUACUGGAGACUCAGGUGGAGUCAUACUUAUAUGGAGCAAAACUACUGUAGAACCCACACCUGGGAAAGGGCCUAAAGGUGUUUAUCAGAUCAGUAAACAAAUCAAAGCUCAUGAUGGCAGUGUGUUUACACUUUGUCAGAUGAGAAAUGGGAUGUUAUUAACUGGAGGUGGAAAAGACAGAAAAAUAAUUCUGUGGGAUCACGAUCUGAAUCCUGAAAGAGAAAUAGAGGUUCCUGAUCAGUAUGGAACAAUCAGAGCUGUAGCAGAAGGAAAGGCAGAUCAAUUUUUGGUAGGCACAUCACGGAACUUUAUUUUACGGGGAACGUUUAAUGACGGCUUCCAAAUAGAAGUACAGGGUCAUACAGAUGAGCUUUGGGGUCUUGCCACACAUCCCUUCAAAGAUUUGCUCUUGACAUGUGCUCAGGACAGACAGGUGUGCAUGUGGAACUCAGUGGAACACAGGCUGGAAUGGACCAGGCUCGUAGAUGAACCAGGACACUGUGCAGAUUUUCAUCCAAGUGGCACAGUGGUGGCCAUAGGAACGCACUCAGGCAGGUGGUUUGUUCUGGACGCAGAAACCAGAGAUCUAGUUUCUAUCCACACAGAUGGGAAUGAACAGCUCUCUGUGAUGCGCUACUCAGUAGAUGGCACCUUCCUGGCUGUAGGAUCUCAUGACAACUUUAUUUACCUCUAUGUAGUCUCAGAAAAUGGAAGAAAAUAUAGCAGACAUGGAAAGUGCACUGGACAUUCCAGCUAUAUCACACACCUUGACUGGUCCCCAGACAACAAGUAUAUAAUGUCUAACUCGGGAGACUAUGAGAUCCUGUACUGGGACAUUCCAAAUGGCUGCAAACUAAUCAGGAAUCGAUCGGAUUGUAAGGACAUUGAUUGGACGACAUACACCUGUGUGCUAGGCUUUCAAGUCUUUGGUGUCUGGCCAGAAGGAUCUGAUGGGACAGAUAUCAAUGCACUGGUGCGAUCCCACAAUAGAAAGGUGAUAGCUGUUGCUGAUGACUUUUGCAAAGUCCAUCUGUUUCAGUAUCCCUGCUCCAAAGCAAAGGCUCCCAGUCACAAGUACAGUGCCCACAGCAGCCAUGUCACCAAUGUCAGUUUUACUCAUAAUGACAGUCACCUGAUUUCAACUGGUGGAAAAGACAUGAGCAUCAUUCAGUGGAAACUCGUGGAAAAGUUACCUUUGCCUCAAAAUGAGAUUGUAGCAGAUACCACGAUAACCAAAGCCCCCAUCUCUUCCACUGAGGGCGUCAUGCAGUCAGAAAUUCCCACACCACCUCCUUCCCAGCCCCCACAUGAGACGGCUGAAGAAGAAAGUAGAAGAAGCAGUUCUCCCACACUUCUGGAGAACAGCCUGGAGCAAACUGUGGAGCCCAGCGAGGAGCAGAGUGAGGCAGGCAGCGAGGACCUCGCUGAGCCUGUGUGUGAAGAGCCAGCCAAAGAGAUGAGCGAUGAGCAGGGUGAAGCCGCUCUUCCUGAGGACCAGCAAGACCCUUCGCCCCAGUCCUAACCCCAGACUUCAGUGCGACUCUUUUCCUCCAGCCGCAUGGUGGUCUUGUGAUAGAGUUCAGGUAACAGGCCAGGAAGUGAUGGAGAAUCACUAUUGAUGGAGAUUUGGGUUUUUGCGUGACCUGCUUUCAAUAGUCUUAUCUUCCGUCUUUCAAAUGCAGUCGACCUAAAGGUUCGGUGUGGUGUGUGCUGAAAAUUAACCAAACUUAAUAGUAGGAAAAGACUGAAACAUUAAGUAUGUCUCAGAAAUUACUGUGUGAGGAGUAUGAUGUAAAUACUGGAAACAAAAGCAGCAAUUGUGUAGGUUUAAAGUAAAUCCCCCGUUAUCUGACAGGCUUUCUUCAGGAACAACCAGAGACACCACAAACACUCGUCUACUGGCUCAGACUCUUGCUACUUUUUCCCCGAUGCUGAAAAAGAAACCAAAACACCUCUCUUACUGAGAUGUCCUCCUGCCCCAAAUGUCUAGUAGAAAUGUUUCAGUUAAGAAAAACUUCAGUCUUGCCACAAGCAGUGGUGUUGCCUUCUUGAGUAAUAAUGACGUUCUCCUACCCUGCCAGUAGAUGUCCAGGUGUGCUUGGGGGCCUGCCACAUAGGUGCUGCCUUUACCAAGUCAGAGUGACGGAUUCAAUUUCCUGUGUGCAAAAUCCAUUUUAUCUUAGAACUAAGAAAGCAGUGGUUUGUUAAAGAGCUUCUAAUGUAUAUUAAACCAUUGAUACUCAGAAAUAAAGGAUUCCUCCAAGGAUUCCUUUACUGGCCUAAACAUCUUCAAAUGUUUGACAUUCAAUGGAAGAUUGGAAGAAAAAAAAAAAAACCGCAUGCCUAUAAAACUAAACUUGGCUAAUUUUAGCUUAGCCUUCAUCAUAAUUUGUUCCCUCGAUAACAAAUAGUAAGUUUAAAUGAUUGAAUUGGUGCUUGACAUUCAUGGGUUUAGUUGUAACUUUUAUACAGAUUAUUGAGGGAUAAAAUACUCAGCAAAUUGCAGAUUUCUUUUUUAUAGACGUGUGAAUAAUAGUUACAGUAAUUUUUUAUAAAUUGAAUACUUAGCAGACUUGCUAUAUAUGGUGACUUUUCUCUGGUGGAGUUGUUCUAAAGCCUUGCAAUUUCUGAUGUGGCUCUUUAUUUUGGGCAGUGCAUGUAUUAUGCAUCGGAUAGUUGUUUUUUUAAGUUUUGUCAGACUAUGUUUUUCUUAGUUAUUUCCUAUUUUCAAAAUAAUUACUGACAAAUAUGCAUUUCCUAUAUAUUUGUUUAUACUUUGAUUAUAAAAAAACUUCUAUUUUUUAACUUGCUGCAUUGUUUUGAUAUUUCUUUUUUUUUUUUUUUUUUUUGGUUAGAUGUUAGAAACUUUGGGUGAGUUCAGAAGUCUUAAGUAUGCAAGUGUUUACGUGAUUGUGCCAUUCCAAAGUGCAUCAGAACUGUCAUUCCCUUCUAGUAUCUUCUCAGGAGUAAUAUAAAUCAGGUAUUUCAUCGUCAUUUGGUAAUAUACAAACUCCAGUGAACUCCCAAGGACACUCACAACAUUUGUAUUCACAUGCUGUAAGGGUGUGGGUGUGUGUGAAGGGGUGAGUGUGACACCUACUCUGUGUGUGUAUCUCUAUGUAAGAGGAUAUACGCCACGUUGAAAAUACUCAGUGUGUAUCUCUACGUGUAUAGACAUAAGUCCGUGUAUUAUCUCUUUCCUUUUGUUUACAACUGUUCAAAAAAAAAACCUCAAAGUAGUUCUCUUCAAAAGAAGAGAGAUUCCAAGCAACCCAUCAUUUCUCAGUAUGUUUGUACAUAAUCAUCAGAGAGCAGCCGCAGUAUCAGGCAUACGUGCUUGCCUAUUAGCUGUGGUGAUUAAAUCAGGUCAGCAUGUGCUGCUCCCUGCAAGAAAAAUACUAUGAGAUAAACAAGUAAUUCUAGGAGAAGAAAAAGCAUUUUAAGUCCCUGGGGGACACAGCUCUCCGUGAUAAGCAGGGAGUGUUUUAGGGACAACAGUCACCUCUGGGGUUGCCGUGUACAACGAGAUGUAGAGUCAUGACACUCUUGGGUGGGAGCUUCCAAAGACACUACUAACGCGCAGAAAGCGUUCCAGCUCUCUACUGCUGGCAACUACUGUGUAACAGUCAAUUAAAUCUGUGAUAAUGGUUGGAAGUGGGUGGGAUUAUAAAAUUGUAGAUGUUUUUAGAAAACUUGUGAAUGAAAAUGAAUCCAAGUGUUUCAUGUGAAGAUGUUGAGCCAUUUCUAUCAUGCAUUCCUGUCUUAUGGCAGAAAAUUUUGAAGAUUAAAAAAUAAAAUAAUCAAAAUGUUUCAUUUGUCUCUC
Messenger RNA from Vicugna pacos (alpaca), 5592 nucleotides. RefSeq names its product EMAP like 4 (gene EML4). Lineage: Eukaryota; Metazoa; Chordata; Mammalia; Artiodactyla; Camelidae. Gene Ontology annotation, cellular component: mitotic spindle. Gene Ontology annotation, biological process: microtubule cytoskeleton organization. Gene Ontology annotation, molecular function: microtubule binding. The record is from RefSeq and is a predicted model, not a curated record.